Messenger RNA from Ectocarpus siliculosus, 1991 nucleotides. NCBI's taxonomy places the organism in Eukaryota, Phaeophyceae, Ectocarpales, Ectocarpaceae. The record is from the annotation of a GenBank genome assembly.
UUGCGUCGGAACACGCAGGUGACAGAAACAGGGGACAGGAACUGACCGUCGACCCCUAAGCGCAGGGGGAGGGAGGGCGAGAGAUUGGGUCUCGAGUCUCGGGCACGACCAACCUACAACACGUGCACCAAACUCCCGUUCCCACCUGUUUCCCCGCACACACCUCGGGGAGCGUGUGCGCUCGGCGUCUUCAACCUCCUCCUGUUACAAGUAGUUCCUGCGGAAAAUUGUAAUUGUUGUCCCCGGCAUCAUCACAUCGGCAAGCUGACGUUGGAGGGAGCGGGAAACUCUGCCGAAAAAUGGAUCUGGCGCAUACUUCCCGCUAUUGGAAAUCGUACAGAGAGAGCAAGACAUUCACCCUCACGAUCUACAUAUACGAGGCGCAUCUGGGGGUGAACAGCAGCAUCAGCAACAAUUCAUCAACCGGCGGCCCAUCCGGCUCGGGCAGUGGCUCUACCGGCGGGGGCGGUCCUUGGGACACCAAGAUUGUGGUGAGCCUUCCGAAGGACCCAAUGGGGGAGAGACACGAGACCGGCAGGGCGGGGAAGACUUCGAACCCGGUGUGGGACCAGGCUGUGGUGUUGAGGGACAUCGAAUACUCGGAACUAGUGCGGGUGGAGAUGCGCCGGCCGCGCAAGAUCGGGGAGAAUCCGGUGUUGGCGAGCGUUGAGUUUGAGGUUCACGACGUGAUCGGCCUGAGCCUCCGGGAGGGUGCGUCGGUGUUCCAGCUCGAGUGCGACCGAUCACGCGCGCGCUACGGGAUAAUCCUGCUAGCGUUCCGCUUCGACCCGCCGGUUGCAGCCGACGUGCUGGGAGCGUUGGACGGGGUGGGAUUGGCGAGCUUGCCGAGGGGAGUAACAACGCCGGCUGACCAAGGCCAUGACGAGGGCGAAAAAGCGCCGGCAUGGGGGGCGCCUGAGGCGGGCCAGCAGGCGGAGAGGGAGGUGGAGGUCGCAGAACCGGUCUACAUCAACGUCGAGGGGCAUUUCGCUUGCCUCCUUCUGGACGACGACACUCCCCUCAAUCGAUGCAAGUCGCCUGGCACGAAGGACCACCCGGACGCGGCCAUCGAAUUCGACCUAGCGCACGGGUGCGCAGGGCAGCCACUGCUGCGGUCAAGAGCGGGGACGCUGUCGAGCCUGAUCCACCCGAGGCUGAGCACCGUUUCCCAGAACAGCGUCAAGAGCGAGAACAGCGUGUACGACUACCAGGGCUUGAUACACGGCAGAGGGAGCGCUGUUCGGAUGGCCAUGAACAACAACAGUAACGCCUCUGGGGUGGGGGGUAAACCUUCCCGGCCGCGCCCGGUUUCGCUCGGCGGGAGCUUGGGCUUGCCGCUUAGCGCGCUAGGUUUAGGGGUAGGGGGAGGCGGGGGAGGCGGCGGCGGCGGCGGGAGCAGAGCCGGCGGAAAGUCGGGGCGGCCCCAAUCGAUCGAUUUGCGCAUAGCGUCUUCCGCGGGCAACGACGCCAUGGGGUUGGAGUCGGCGCACCUGGAGACCCCGCAGCAGCGGUGGGUCAUGCCCCGACGACGGCACCGACACAGCCACGACGCCUCCGGCGGGGGAAACCCGGACGUCGGCAGCUCGGCGGUCGUCGCCGCCGACGGGGUUGGAAUGAGAGGCUCCAAGGCCGGCGGGAAACGCGCGCGGUCACGGGCAAUCUUAAAAACCCCGGGUUUCCUAAAGAGCCCCACGCUGGGUGGGCUGCGGGCGGGGGUCGGCAAGGCCGCGAGGGCAACGAAGUCGACGUCGUUCGCAGUGCCGGUGUCGAACGCUGGUGGGGCCGGAGCGGGGACUAGGACCCCCGCGGACUCGGUGGAUUCGUCGUGCGCGAGCACGGUGCGGGCGGCGGAGGAGGCCUCGGCGGCGGACACCCCGCUCUUUGUGCCGCCAGCCUUGGCGUCUUCGGCUGUGCUGUGCGGGCUACCGGCGAGCCUUGUGCUGUCUCCGACGGCGCUCGUGGUUGCGUCAGGAUUGCCCUCCGAGGAGUAG